Rosa rugosa (rugosa rose) is the source of this 372-nucleotide messenger RNA. RefSeq lists its product as uncharacterized. The record is from RefSeq and is a predicted model, not a curated record. The transcript is spliced from 2 exons. Bases 1 to 372 code for a protein of 123 amino acids. Lineage: Eukaryota; Viridiplantae; Streptophyta; Magnoliopsida; Rosales; Rosaceae. Gene Ontology annotation, molecular function: electron transfer activity.
AUGGGUUCCAGUUUUGCACAAGCACUUUCUGCAAUGCUGCUAAUUGCUUCAAUGGUGGCAGUUUGCACUGCCAACAAGGAUUGGAAGCACGGGAACUACACCGGUUGGGGUUCUAACCAUGGUCCAUAUCACCUUAACACGACAAACGGACCCAACAAGAUCGUUGUGGGUGGUUCGGACUGGCAUUAUGGUUUUAACUACGCAGAUUGGUCUUUGAAAAAUAACUCAUUUUACGUCCAGGACACUCUAGUUUUCAAGUAUGAUCCACCAAACGACACCAUACGUCCUCAUAGCGUGUACUUGCUACCAAACCUUUGGAGCUUCAUAAACUGCGACUUUAGCCAGGCCAGGAUGGUGGGAAGUCCAACAUGA